CCUCACACAGCCUGCCCUAGAGCACAUACAGCACGCAGCAGACGAGGGCGCCGUGAGCUCGUGAGAACAUCAGCAUAGCCCGCUCGAGUCUUGGCAAGCGUUGGUGUGUACAAGACAGGAGCUAUAAAUCUGUUCGACUCUUCGUGACUUUGACCACUGUCCCUUCUCGUCCCUCCUCUCAAUCGCUCCCAACCAUUCACCCUCACCGCCGUCGCUCACUCAAAGCCCCAGUCUCGCCACCAACCCCUCGCCACCAACCCCACUAUGGACAUCGACGACUCGGUCGUCGUGCCGAAGAACCCGUCUCCAAAGCGAGUCCGUGGACCCGGCAUCUCCCCAGCCAGAUGCUGCACCUACAUUUGCGCGGCAAUGGGUGCGUCGUUGGUGUUGAUGUUUGUCGGCACCAUGAUUGUGGGACUCGUCAACAUGCUCCUCCAGCACACCAACAUCCACAAGGAGGCCUUCACUGCCAACUUGACCGACGUCUCGGCCGUCAACAUCUCGCGACCCCUCAUCGACCUGGAUACCCGCUUCGACGUCGCCCUCACCAUCUGGGCCCGAGUACCGAACAACAAGACUGCCCAUCCCGAGUGGUAUGCCAACGACUGGGAUGGGUAUGAGGCAGACCGUAGCAAGUCGUGGCCCUUCUUCCAAGGGGACGUGUCUGCAAAGCCUCCGAAAGUGCCCCUUUCAGAGCGCUACCUCGAGCAUGAGGAGAAGGUCCUCUAUUCCGACAUAGUGAUCUCGGACUAUACACUUCGCCAUAAGAGCGAGGACGUCCAGUUCAAGUUUGAGUUACCUCUUGAGCGAUUCUACGACAAACUGCUAUACGACCACGACGUACGAGCAACCGUGGUCCUGCUCCCUCACUCGCCGUCGCGCUUGGAUAGCGUCGCCGGAGUAUCGACUUUUAUGCCAUCGCACCUGCGGACCUUCCCUUGGCUGUCUGAAUUCUUGAAUACCUCUCGGCUUGUGGGAGACCGUGACAGUCCUUACCAACAAGCCUUGGGAAGCCUGGCUGUGACCUGGCCGCUCAUCGAGUUCCAUGAGGAGAAGGUCAAUAGAACCAAUGAGACCACGUCGCUGGAAUCGAGCUCCGCUGGCAAUUCGCCCCAGAUCUACGAGGCACCUUACCUCCGCACUAGGCUGCAUGCGUACAUCGUCAACGAGACGCGACCCACCCUUCGCAAGACACAUGAUGGCCACUUCAAGCACCUGUCCAAGGAAUCGUGCAAGAGAGUCACUUCCAACCUUGGCCCCUCGUGGACAUGCAAUCUGAAGAAGUACAGCAGCUAUGGUCACUGGACCGCCCAGUACCUUAUGGGUGGAGACCUGGAAGAGGUCGCCUAUCCCCCUUUCGUGGACGAUCUUCCUCAUACCUCAAAGCACACUGUCCGUCUUCCCAUCAAAAGGACAGGCUCGGUGGUCGACGCAACAAGCAUCAAUGUCACCUUUGGGUUCAAGUUCUCCACUAUCCAUCACCGCCGCCAGUUUAGCAAGGACUUUUACUCCUUCCACUCUGUGCUUCUUCAGCCCCAAUCCCAGUCUCCGAACGCCACAGAGCGUGAUCACGCCAAUGCUCACGACUUCAUACACAUUCUAUCUGGCGUCGUUUCCGGCCACGCAGAUGAAGGGUACCGCCCCUGGACCCGAGUUGUGUUGGGAGCUGUGAGCGGUGUCAUCUCGGCCUCCAUCUUUCUCCUGGAAGGAACAUACUGGUGGACACGGCGCACCAGCACGGGCAUCAGCUUCCCAGCAACAUGGGCGAUUCUUCUCAACUUUGCAUUUGGUGUCUACGAUGUCCUGUUCGGGGGACUGGAAGGCGCUGGGCCCAGAUUCUUCCUCGCGAUCUUCCUGACGGUUGGAAUUUGUUCGUUGGAGCUGCCACAGCUCAUCCUUGUCUUUCCCCUCUCUAUCGGAAACUACGGCAAGGGGUGGACAGUGUUCAAGCGCCGUCGAACACAUCGGGAGCGCGCGUCCAGACGGCGCGAACCGCCGUGGUGGCAGGUCAUCAUUUUGCACAUCAUCCUCAGUUGCAUUCUAGCUGGCAUCAAAAAGCUGGCCGGAUUCAAGUCCCUGUGGCUCAUUCGGCCUGUGUACACUUCGGACACGGCCGAGUCGAAGCCGUCCAGCACGCUGAGGUCCAGGGUUGGGAUCGCUGCGCUACCAAUUACCGCCAAGCUUUGCCAGAUGGCACUCAACCGCUCGUCUGGAACGUUUGCUGGCCAGUUUCCUCUCACGGCAUGGCUAUACGCGGCAGAAUUGCUUCUCGAACUCGCAUACUUCUCGACCAGAGUCGUCGGUCACUACGACUUGCACAACGGCCUUUCGCCCCUCCACAUAGUAUCCCAUGCUCUCACCUUGCUCAUGCUGUACCAGGCCAUCAAGUAUCCCCGCGUGGAGCAGAAUGUGCCCGAUGACGACGAGGAGUAGGUGGCGGGCGGGGGUUGAGAGAUGUGUACAGCAUAGAAUCUCAUCAAUGUACAAUGGCAAUGCACCCGUCAAGCAGA
Molecule: messenger RNA, 2510 nt
Organism: Vanrija pseudolonga
Lineage: Eukaryota; Fungi; Basidiomycota; Tremellomycetes; Trichosporonales; Trichosporonaceae
Exons: 9
Coding region: 265-2433 (722 amino acids)
Source: RefSeq, a predicted model, not a curated record